Messenger RNA from Owenia fusiformis, 849 nucleotides. NCBI's taxonomy places the organism in Eukaryota, Metazoa, Annelida, Polychaeta, Sabellida, Oweniidae. The record is from the annotation of a GenBank genome assembly.
AUCAAAAUGGCGGACCGAAGUCGACAGGCAGUAGCUCAGGGUGGAUUUUGGAGUUCACAGCAGCCCCAAUACAGCCAACAGACACAAGAACUGAUGAAACAAAUGAUGAAGGAAUCCAAACUAACAGCUUUCCAACAAAGGCAACUGUCACAGACCAUGCAGAAGGGUGAGACGUUACCCCCCAGAGUUCUUCCAACAACCAGUGCUGAACCUGGGAUGCUAGAAACAGUUGGUCCCCCGCCACCUCCCAAAGUAUUAAACCCAAAGAACUACAAAGGCAACAUGCGCAAGAAAGAAGAUAUUGAAGCAUCUGGUGCUUAUAAGAGGCAAAAGUUCAGACCACAACCUGGGCCAAAUCGCAGUGCAGAUAAAGAUAAGGAGAGGCUACAAAAUAUGAUGGCAUAUGGAGAAGAUUUGCCUGCUCCCACAUCAGCCUCUAUAAGAAAAGCUAGAGCUAAGAUGUUACCAGAGGAUGAACCUUAUGUGGAUAGAUUUGAUGAAUUACAGGGUGAGAUAAAUGAGAGAAAGCAGUUCAUGAAGGAUAUGGAGAAGCUCGGACAAGGAGAUAAAUUCAGACAAAUUAUAGAUACAGAAGUAUCACAGAAAAUUCGAGAAAUGGAAAUAAUUGACAGAAAAAGGACUGAACAAUUAGAAGAUUACAUUAAGAAAAGAAACAAUGAAAAACAAAAAGAGAAAACUAUUCCACACGUAUCUUUUGAAAAUAGUGACAAAUAAAUGCACCUGAUGAGAAUCAAGAAUUUAUAUCUGGAUGUUUGCAAUCUGAAUAUAAUAACAAUGGAACAUGAAGAAACAGAAAUGGGUUAGUAUGUCAUGGAGAUACAGGAUGAG